AUGGCAGCAAUACAACGAGAAGCACGCAGCUGCGUCAGAACGUCAAAGAGGACCAACAUGGCGUCCUUCAACAGCAACGAGUGGAGAGCCAUCUGCGACAAAUUCACCAACGCCCAAAACCUCACAGAAACCGAAUCACGAAAGGACCCAGAAAACGACCCCUUCCGCUCGAAAUACAAAGCCAGGGACCUUCUCAGAGAGAUAUACUGCUCAUUGAAGAGUUUCGAAGCCGGCGAAGGUGAGGACAGCAGCGGGGAGAGCGGCGACCAGCGGCCGACAGAGGAGCCGGUGGACGGGCAGAGAGAGGAUGUUUUCGGCCAGGGUUUCAGCGGUGAUUCGCCAGCCGGGCUGCGGGCCGCAAGACUCGGGGCUGUGGAGUACUACCUGGGAGUCAACCAUGUGGACACGGAGGAGCUGUCAGCCGGGCAGGAACAUCUGAUGAACUGCAUGAAGCUGCUGGAGAGAUGCAGGGUGUCGUCCCAGAAUGUGUCCCUGUUUAUCCACGUUAGGAACCAGCUGGGUAUCCUCUGGGCAGGCCGGGAUGAGACAGAGACUGCUCAGGGCUUCCUUGAAACCGCAGAAUCCAUCUAUCAGCGUUACAUGAAGGAGGAUGGUAGUCCUCCCACUGAUAUGACAGAGUACUUUACUACUGAGGAGAAUCUGCUAACUCACCAGGAAAGGACAAAGAGGUUUGAGUUGGCCUACACCCAUACCAUGUACUACCUUGCUCAAGUUUAUAAAAACCUGGGUCAAACUGAGCGUGCCGCUACCUACUGCCACACAACCCUACAGAGACAGUUACAGUUAAAUCAGUUUACUCCAAUGGAGUGGGCUCUAAAUGCUGCCACACUAUCGCAGUAUUACAUCACUAAGGGCCGAUACAUGGAAGGCAGACACUGCCUCUCAGCAGCUACUGUCAUUUCAGAUUUGGCAGGCGAGGUUCCUUCUGAGGCUGCAGCACAAGAGAGUGAGGCAGAGAGUGAGCGCAGGGAACAUCUCAGACAGAAGAGAGCAGAAAUUGCAAGAUGUUGGAUAAAAUACUGUUUGAACCUCCUGCAGGAUGCCAGAAAGCAGCUAGAGGACAACAUUGGUGAGCUAGAUACUGAUCGUCAAGAUGAACUGAAGAUGGCUAGAAGACGUGAGGAGGAGGAGGAAGAAAAGGGCAGGAAGAGUGCGCUGCUGUUUGGCUCUGAAGACACUUUUGACUCGAUUGCCAGCAUUGAAGAGAAGGUGAUGUGUUUGUUCCCCUUGGACUUCACUGAGGCCAGAUCUGUAUUCCUGGUGGGACAGAAUUAUGUCACUCAGGCCAAGGACUUCUUUCAGAUGGAUGGCUAUGUGACAGACCACAUAGAGAUUUUGCAGGAUCACAGUGCUCUGUUCCGGGCCCUGGCUUUCUUUGAAGAGGAUAUGGAGCGGCGCUGCAAAAUGCACAAACGAAGGGUUGACAUGCUGGAGACAAUCUGUAAUGACUUGAACGCACAGUACUACCUAUUGAUCCGCAGACAGUUGAUGUUUGAAUUGGCUGAGACCUACAAUGAAAUGAUGGACUUAAAACUCACACUGGCCAACCGACAAGCAGACACACAGUCUCUAGAUAACCACACCAUUAAGAAAUUCAACCAUCUCUGCUCUGCCUCUGCCAAGUACUUUCAGAUGUUCCUAGACUCUCUGUGUUCUCCAGAAGGAAAGUACCCAGAGCACCUAGAAGAGGAGGUGCUCAGACCAGCUCUGGUUGCCCGCUUCAGAGUGGCCCGACUGCACAGCCGGUUCAUCAGCUCCUCGCCUACUGUUCAGCUGGACAACCUUAACAAAUCUCUGGAAAACUACAAGUAUGUGGUGCAGUAUUGUGAGGCCCACCCUGAGGCAGAGGCCACCGUGGAGACUGAGCUGGAGCUGAGCAAGGAGAUGGUCGGCCUCCUCCCUCUCAAAAUCAACCGCCUAAAAGCAAGGAUGGCCUCAAACAACUGAAAGGCUCCAAUAUUUACUUCACUGGCUCCUCGGUUGACUAAUCCUGUUAAAUUCAUCAUUUCGAGCUGCUCAAUUGACACUCUCAACAAUUGGAGAAACUGAAUGGCAUACUGAUUAGCUUCCAUUUCUCUUGGCUUCUUUUUGUGCAGUGGGCAUGCUGCUUUCACAAGACUGCUGAAUACAUUCCUGGCUGUAAAUACGUGCUCACCACUGUGUAGUAACCUUUGUGGUUAAUUUACCUUUAAUUCUCAUUGCAAAAAUUUGCACUCUGUUUAACAUAAAAAAGAAAACACAAGUGUCUCUCUCUCUCAUGGUACUAAGAAGCCGAGAAUGGUUGGCUAUGUUAUGAAAAGUUUGAAUCGGAUGGGCGUCAGUCUAGUCUCAUUUUCCACUUUAGAUCUAUUUCUUUCUAACCACAGUUGAAUAUAAACCACUAACCCACAGCCUUUGUAGGUUUAAAACUAAAAUGUCAGAAGCUGCUACUGCAAAAAAGUGUGUGCAACAGUGUCUUUUUUUUUUUUCACUUUGUUAAAUUGUAUUUUGUUUUUAAUUAUUUCUUACUAUUCCAGCACCCCCUGGCCUCUUAACCUAGUCUGAUUAAUACAUGCUUUCUAAUGUUAAUCAUAUUGGUUUUCAUUUAUUGUGGCUUUAUUUUCUAUAAAGCAUUCAGUGCAUUACAAUUAGCUAAGUCUCUGAUCGUGAAAUAAAUGACGGCUUACUGAAACAGCCUGAGGUAAAGUUAAUAAAGUUUAUCCAUUUUGUGCUACUGACAGGAUGACCAUGAAUAACAGGAACUGGUCAUACUGAUGUUAAUUAGUCAUACUUUGCAUGAUGUCACCUCCAUUUAUUUCUGCUUGUGUAUUUUCUUCCUGUCUGAGGAACUGUCACCCUGUUUUAUGCAUAGCAUAUAUAGCAAAUAGUUGUAUUAAACCAAUGAAGUAAUCCACACUCAUGCCACAUUAGCAGCAUGUGGAGUUUUUGGGUUUGUUGUUGUUGACAAUGGGGCACUGAGUAACUGGAUAAAAUUAUCUAAAUUUUGGGUGGAGGUGAGUUCAGAGACUUUUUUUCCAAGACUAUUAAAUUACUUAAUGCAGCGAAAUGGCUAAAACUGUGUGUUGAAAUCAAAUCUUGAAUUAGCUGUGUCUAUGUGAUGCCCUAUAACAUUAAAGUGUAUAUCAACUUUUUUCAUUCGAAUAUA
Messenger RNA from Archocentrus centrarchus (flier cichlid), 3166 nucleotides. It is a transcript of the gene kifbp, whose product is annotated as kinesin family binding protein. NCBI's taxonomy places the organism in Eukaryota, Metazoa, Chordata, Actinopteri, Cichliformes, Cichlidae. Bases 1 to 1968 code for a protein of 655 amino acids. The transcript has 13 exons. The record is from RefSeq and is a predicted model, not a curated record. Gene Ontology annotation, molecular function: protein binding. Gene Ontology annotation, biological process: microtubule cytoskeleton organization; neuron projection maintenance; central nervous system projection neuron axonogenesis.